Messenger RNA from Juglans microcarpa x Juglans regia, 4912 nucleotides. Its product is annotated as protein STICHEL-like 3. Lineage: Eukaryota; Viridiplantae; Streptophyta; Magnoliopsida; Fagales; Juglandaceae. Gene Ontology annotation, biological process: DNA repair; DNA-templated DNA replication. The transcript is spliced from 6 exons. The record is from RefSeq and is a predicted model, not a curated record. Bases 1086 to 4679 code for a protein of 1197 amino acids. Gene Ontology annotation, cellular component: DNA replication factor C complex; DNA polymerase III complex; nucleus. Gene Ontology annotation, molecular function: DNA binding; ATP binding; DNA clamp loader activity.
UAAAUUCAAAGAAAAAGUAUAUUUGUUUGCAUGCUUCAGCAAACGGACAAACCGCUUUUCUUGCAGUGUCUCCCUUCUUCACAGAGACCUCUGUGUCUGUCUGCAACGGAUCUCACCCGAUAUUCCUCCCCCCACCCUCCCUCCACUCCCUCUCUCUCUCUCUCAACUCUCAAGUUACUAUUUUUACUCCACUCUCUCUCUCUCUCUCAACUCUCAAGUUACUAUUUUUACUCCACUCUCUCUCUCUCUCUCUGGGACUAUUGUUUUCUUUGAAAUAAGGCCUCGUGAACUGCAUGUGAAGCUUGGUGAAAGAUCCGGGACUUUGCUUUGCCUUUCUGAUUCAGGUGAUUGAAGUGCUUGCCUUCUUGCUUUUUGCUCCUUCUCCUCUUUCUCUUUUGUUCCCUUUAUGUGAUGUUACAUCAAGUUCAUUUUCUAUCUCACGGCCAUUUCUAAUUCUCCCCCGUUAUGUCAAAAUCCGUAAUCUCUUAAGGGUUUCAGAGCAAAAGAAUGAUUGCUGCUGAGAUUUGGAAACGUGGGUUUUUGAGUUUGUUCUGUUCUGAGUUUUGCAUGUUGAAAGCUCAAAGUUAGGUUUGUCCUAUGUGAUUUCAUGCAUUCGAGCUCAGCUGCCGCGUGGUGUUUUGUUUUGGCUAGUGCUUCUUCUUGUGGUCCGGCAUUUGGGUUGGUGCUUUAAAGCUUGAACUUUUUGAGCUUGAAUUCAUUGGCUGAAGGGAUUUCGGUGCUUACUCUCUUGUUUUGUUGUGGGUUUAAUUUCAUGCCUUUGAGUGAGAAAUGAUUCGCUUUGAACUCUUUGUUGUACUCGGGGGAAGUUUGGAUUAUUUCUGGAGAUGGGGUUACUGGACUUGACAAUAGGUGCUGGGCGACCUCUAAUUGCUUGAAUUCGGGCAUUGUCGCGUGCUUUGCUGUGCCAUCGGUAUAUCGUUGGUGGGUGUUAAGGAUUUUGUUGCUUUUGUAAUGCCAUAAUUGCGAAGAUUGGAAACGUUCCUUUAAUGAGAAAUGCCAUAUACUUUAACUCGUUUCCUUACUUCUAAAGUGAUUCUUCUAUUGGAUGCAUUACUGUUCUGAACAUGACCAGAGCUGUCCGUGAUAGGAUUCUUAAGGAUGCGAAUGGUGAUAUUAGUGAUCAUCUACGCAACCACAUCCAUUUGACGAAUUGUAUUCACUUAAAGAACCAUAUGCAUAAGCAUAGCCCCAUAUUAGCUGAUAGGUCCAUUAUGAGGGACCUUGUCGUCCUUCAGAGGUCAAGAUCUCUCAGGGACCCUUCUGCAAGUCCUCCCUCAUGGCAUUCACCUUCCAUUGUUGAUCUACUCCAAAAUAAGGGUGAAAAUGACAUGCUUCGGGAGGGGAGAAGUUCUAUAGGCAUUGAGCCUCGGAGGAAAGCUAGGAGAGUGUUGGGAAGCACACAACCCUCAGCAAAUAUAGCCACAUCAAAAGUUGCUCUUGGUGAGGUUGGUGGGGUUAAUGAUGGCAUAGCGGCAGUCAGUGAACAUAGUAGCAAGAGUGGAGUUGGGAACAGUAGAAGAGUUGGGAGAGAGGAAUCUACCCGGAAGAGUUAUAGGACUGACAUUUUGGGUGGCAAUGAGAAGCCUCCACUUGAUCAAGAUUGGAAUGAUUUGACUCAUGAUGUUGUGUUGGGGAACUCUGAAUCUAAAGGUAGAAGGAGUAAACAAAGGGGAAAGCAUAUUGGAAAUGUUCCAUUAAAGACCCUUUCUGAGCAGUUGAAUGACAUUCAAAUGGAUAGUGAUGAUGUAGCAUCUUCUAAUAUCCGUCUUCGUGGAGAACAUUCGCGACCAGAAAAAACUGUUGGGGAGCCACAAGCCAGCAUUCCUGGGUACUGCAGUGGGUUAAGUAGAGUUAAAAGGCGCAAGUUUCGCGGCGCUAGAAGAACUCGAGCUACUACAUCUUCAAGAGAUAUUGGAGCUCAGAAUGAAUUGUCUGUGGCAUCCAAUACGUUAGCUCAGGGAUCAAGCAAUCCCAAGUCUUACAUGGAAGAGAGGGAAGAAGAAUUUGUUGAUACAAAUGUCACUAGGGCUCCAAGAAAUGGGUGUGGGAUUCCUUGGAAUUGGUCAAUAAUUCAUCACAGAGGUAAAGAUAUUCUUGACAUGGCUGGAAGAAGUUUUUCUUGUGGUUUGUCAGACUCAAGGUUAAAGAAAGGAGGUUCAACUGCCCAUGGGAGAGAAAUGUCUGACAUGCCAAUGCCAUCGGACUACUCAAACUCAUCCACAAGAUCCGAUGCAGAGGCAGUGCCUCUGCUAGUUGAGGCAUCUGGAUCCCAGGAAAGCACUGAACGUGCUGGUUGGAUCCGUGACUAUUCAGGAGAACUUGGAAUUUUUUCUGAUAAUUUAUACAAGCAUGAUGCUGAUUCUGACCUUGUCUCUGAAGCUCGUUCUCGUGAUCAACGAAAAUUGAGAGGUUAUCGCAACAGUCAACACAAGAGCCUGACACAAAAGUACAUGCCCAGAACCUUCAGGGAUCUGGUGGGACAGAAUUUGGUCGCACAAGCUCUUUCAAAUGCUGUAACGAAAAGGAAGGUUGGAUUGCUAUAUGUGUUUUAUGGACCUCAUGGCACUGGUAAAACCUCCUGUGCCCAUAUAUUUGCUAGAGCUUUGAAUUGUCAGUCUUCAGAACAUCCUAAACCUUGUGGACUUUGCAAUUCAUGCAUUGCACAUGACAUGGGUAGGAGUAGAAACAUAAGGGAAGUUGGUCCAGUCAGUAAUUUUGACUUUGAGAGGAUUAUGGAUUUACUGGACAAUAUGAUUGUUUCCCAGCUGCGAUCACAGUAUAGAGUUUUUAUCUUUGAUGACUGUGAUAAUUUGUCCCCUGAUUGCUGGAGUGCCAUAUCAAAGGUCAUUGAUCGAGCUCCCAGACAUGUGGUUUUUGUCCUCGUCAGUUCAAGUCUUGAUAUUUUGCCUCAUAUAAUCAUAUCCAGAUGCCAGAAAUUCUUUUUCCCAAAGUUGAAGGAUGCAGAUAUUAUCUAUACUUUGCAGUGGAUUGCAACCAAAGAAGAUUUGGAAAUUGAUAAGGAUGCACUAAAACUCAUUGCAUCAAGAUCUGAUGGAUCAUUGAGGGAUGCUGAGAUGACACUUGAACAAUUGAGUUUGCUUGGGCAGAGAAUAUCUGUUCCUCUGGUUCAGGAACUGGUUGGGCUUAUCUCAGAUGAGAAAUUGGUUGAUCUUCUUGAUUUAGCACUAUCUGCCGACACAGUUAAUACAGUGAAGAAUUUGAGAGUAAUAAUGGAAACUGGUGUGGAGCCAUUAGCUUUGAUGUCACAGCUUGCUACAGUCAUUACUGAUAUACUUGCUGGUAGUUACGACUUCAAGAAAGAAAGGUUUAGAAGGAAGUUCUUUCGGCGACAACCCUUAUCCAAAGAGGAUAUGGAAAAACUGCGUCAAGCUUUGAAAACUCUAUCUGAGGCUGAAAAACAGCUAAGGAUGUCAAAUGACAAAUUAACAUGGCUAACAGCUGCAUUGCUUCAACUUGCUCCUGAUCAGCAGUACAUGCUGCCUACUUCUGCAGACACUAGUUUUAAUCACAGUCCCAUGGCCCUGGAUAAUGUGGGUGGAAGAGAUUCAGCCACGAGAAUGGGUGAGUUUUCUGAGAUGUCCAAUAAGGGGAGAGGCUUGUCAACAAAUGUGAGGGUAGAAAAUCUCCAUGCUGGAAGUUCUGCUGAUAUCUAUCAAAAUGGUACGCUUCAGGGUAUUAGUUUAGAGAGAAAAAGAUAUGUUGGGACUGAUAUGGCUCAUCAGCAGACAUCUGCACGUGCUGCUGACAUGACUGGGACAACUGGCAGGCAGAUUUCUGGUAAAAGCCAUAGAGGAAUUGAAGACAUCUGGUUGGAGGUGCUUGAAAAAAUCCAAAUCAAUGGCGUAAAGGAGUUUUUGUAUCAAGAAGGGAAGCUGAUCUCAGUCAGUUUUGGUGCAGCCCCUACUGUGCAGAUGAUGUUCAGUUCACACCAGGCAAAAUCUAGGGCAGAGAAAUAUAGGCGGCACAUCUUAGAAGCAUUUGAGAAUGUUCUUGGGUCCGGAGUGACAAUUGAAAUAAGAUGUGAAUUAAACAAAGAUUCAGGAUCAGGUGUGCAUGUGCCUCUUAUGUUGCCAGCUUCCAAAGUUGGUUUAUCUCAAAUUAGAGAUAUAAAUGGGGUCAGCCCUCAAGCUCAGCUCUUGCAGUCUGACAAUCCUCAAAUGGGGAGGAGUGAAAUUGUCGAAGUAGCAGCUUCUCCUAGAGAACCCAGGGAUAAUGAACACACAGAUAAUCAUGCUGUAUCUGGUAAAAGAGGUUCGGGAGGUUCAUGGGUGGGAGAAAGGCCAGCUUCUUCUAUGAAAUCAACCACGGAUUCACUCCCACAAAGGAGAAAGAUUGGGGAACAAAUUCAGAGCCAGAGCCUUGUUAGAAGCAAGGUGUCUCUGGCUCACGUACUUCAGCAGGCAGAAGGAUGUACCCAGCGAAAUGGAUGGUCAAAACGCAGAGCAGUUUCCAUUGCUGAAAAGCUUGAACAAGAGAAUUUGAGACUGGAACCUAGAUCAAGAAGCUUACUUUGCUGGAAAGCAACAAGAGUAACUCGUCGGAAGCUUUCACGUUUGAAAAUCAGGACACGAAAGCCACAUUCAUUGCUGAAGCUUGUUUCCUGUGGAAAGUGUCUCUCAACUAAGUCUCCGAGAUGAUACAAAGAACAGAAUUUUGGAUGGCUUGGAAGGAUAGAUUGUGCCACCUCAUUUGCAUUAUUAAUGUGUAGAGAGGUUCCUACUGUUUAUUAGGUCAGUUUCUUUGUCAAAUCCGUUUUCAUUGAAUAAAAGUAUGAUUUAUAGGUAAUGAGAAAUUGUAGGAAAUAAAUUAGAUCGUGCAGCUCUAUUAAAUAUAUAAUUUUUUUCUUAAUGAGAAACCGUUUAUAUUGUUA